AUGUCUAUCGAGAAGGAAAAGAGCGACCACCAGGUGGCCGAAGUGGGUCAAAAGAUUCAGGACGCGUCGGAUACGGAAUCUUUGCGCAAUGAUAUCGACCCCCUUACAGGAGAGCGUAAGCUCGUUCGACAGCUGAAGAACCGCCACAUUGCUAUGAUCAGUAUUGGUGGAGUAAUCGGGACAGGCCUUUUCUUGGGCACAGCUGGUUCUCUUGCAAAUGGAGGUCCACUUGGGUUGUUAUUGGGCUAUACUACCAUGGGUUCUAUCUGUUUCUCUGUCAUGCUCUGCCUAGGGGAAAUGGUCGCCUUUUUACCUAUUCCUGGAGGUCAUAUCAAGCUUGCGGAACGUUUCGUGGACCCAGCAUUUUCAUUUACGAUGGGUUGGAAUUACUGGUAUAACUGGGUAAUUGUACUCCCCGCGGAGCUCAGCGCUGCUUCAGUUCUACUUGGAUUCUGGAGGCCUGAUAUAAAUCCAGCGGUUUGGGUUGCUAUGUGUAUUGUUGUUGUCGUCACAAUCAAUAUGCUGGGAGCAGGUGCCUAUGGAGAGGCCGAAUUUAUCUUUGCAUCCAUCAAGGUUAUCACCAUUACAGGCCUAAUUAUACUAGGAAUUGUUUUAGAUCUUGGCGGUGGCCCGGACCAUGACAGACUUGGAUUCCGUUUCUGGAAACACCCAGGACCGUUCACUCAGUUCCAAGGCAUUGGAGGUGCUAAGGGCAGGUUCUUGGGCUACUGGGCGGUUUUAACACAGGCUGCAUUCUCGUUCAUUGGCACUGAAAUUGUUGCUAUUGCAGCUGGUGAGGCCAAGAAUCCGAGACGUAACCUUCCUAGAGCUAUCAAGCGCGUUUAUAUCCGAAUUCUUCUUUUCUACAUUCUCGGUACCUUCGUCAUCGGCAUACUUGUUCCCUCCAACUCCGAUCGACUCAAUCUAAAGGCAACUCACGGAACAGCUGCUGCAUCACCAUUCGUCAUUGCCAUUCAACGAGCUGGAAUCAAGUCUUUGCCUUCGAUUAUCAAUGCCUGCCUAUUGACUUCAGCAUGGUCAGCUGCGUCGAGUGAUCUUUAUACUAGUUCACGCGCCUUGUACGGAUUGGCUGCAUCAGGUAAUGCCCCAAAGAUAUUCCUCAAGACUUCGAGGAAUGGCCUGCCUUUCGUUUCUGUCAUUUUUAACUCUGUCUUUACUUUACUGGGAUUCAUGGGCGUGAACUCGGGAUCUGGACGAGUGUUUGGGUGGUUCGCAAACAUGACUGCUAUUGCUGGGCUCAUGACGUGGUUUGGAAUCAGUCUUACGUACAUUCGAUUCUACAAAGGCCUCAAGGCGCAAGGAAUCGAUCGCACGACCCUUCCAUUCUAUUCUAGAUUGCAACCAUUUGUUGCAUGGUAUUCCAUGAUUGCAUGCCUCAUUAUAUGUAUUUUGAGUGGCUGGGCCGUGUUCCUCAAAGGACAGUGGGCAACGGACACCUUUGUCACAAAUUAUCUGCCUUUGGCCUUGUUCCCCAUACUCUAUAUAGGAUCAAAAUACUACUACAAAGAACCAGUGAAGAAAGCACACGAAAUGGACUUUAUUACAAACAUCAAAGAAAUCGAGGCCGAAACGUACGAUGAUCCCCCUCCGAAGAACAAGCUGGAGGCCUUCUGGCAGUGGCUGGUAAGCUUAAUAUCUAAUGUGCAAGAAUUGUAA
Psilocybe cubensis is the source of this 1677-nucleotide messenger RNA. RefSeq lists its product as uncharacterized. Gene Ontology annotation, biological process: amino acid transmembrane transport. Gene Ontology annotation, molecular function: amino acid transmembrane transporter activity. The transcript is spliced from 15 exons. NCBI's taxonomy places the organism in Eukaryota, Fungi, Basidiomycota, Agaricomycetes, Agaricales, Agrocybaceae. The coding region runs from base 1 to 1677 and encodes 558 amino acids. The record is from RefSeq and is a predicted model, not a curated record. Gene Ontology annotation, cellular component: membrane.